GCAGGUCGGCUCCUCGGUUGUGCGAGCGCGGGCCCGGGUCUGGGUCUCUGCUGGGGCCAGGCUCCUGCGGCGCUGGCCGGGCCGAGCCCACAUGCGCCGCGGGGCCGGGAGGCGGGCGACGACGCAGCCUCGCCACCUUCCCCCUCCCUCUGGCAGGAGGUGGCGGCGGCUGGGCCGGCGGCGGAGCGCCGGGGCCGUGCCCGUGCCAGCCGGCCCGCCGUGAGUUGCUGCGCGUUGUGCCAUGGGGCCGGAUCUAGGCUGGGCCGCGCUGGUGCUGCUCUUCGCCGCCUCGCUGCUCACCGUCGCGGCUUGGCUGCUUCAGUACUGGCGGUCUGCGGCCCUGCGGGCGCCGCGGCGGCGCGGUGCGGUGACGGAGGAGGCCGGAGCCCGGGCGCUGCUCGCCGCGCUGCUCGCUCUGCGAUCCCUGCGGGAGCAGUGGCAGCGGGCCUGGGUGCGAGCCCUCAACAGCCAGGCGCGCCGGCACGGGAGUUCAGUGCAGAUCACGUUUGAAGAGGGUUCUCAGCUACCACCAGCAGCAAAUAUAAGUCACGUGACAUGCAAGGGACAGCCGGACUGCAGCAUGGUGCUGUGUUGCCAUCUGUCAGCUGAAGCUGUGAAAUUCCCUGUGUCUGUUACUCAGCAGUCCCCAGUUGCUGUUUCUGUGGACACCUAUUAUGUCACUUUGGCUGUGCUGCAGGCUCAGGUGGAGAUCCACUUGGAGGAGAUUCAGAAUGAAGGUCUCCUGGUGUCGUGGACGUUCAAGGACAGACCGGACAUGAACCUUUCCGUUCUUCCGAGACUUCAACUUUGUGAGAAUGAAGGGAGAGCAGACCUGUCCACCAUAAAGGAUCUGAUUGAGGAUACCAUCAUCAGCACACAGCCAGCCAUGACGGUGAAUCUGAAGGCCUGCACCGUUGGAGCUGGUGCAGUUACCAGCGAUAAGUUGACUCGAGAGUCACUGUCCAGAGUAGCCCCUCUGGGUUCUAAGCUGUUGCUCCGGAAUCUUCGAGUGCUGAACUUGGGCUGCCAGGGGAAAGGAGGACUUGAUGAGAUAUGCUGUGUGGCAGAACUAGACAGCCCCCUGCAGCAGAAGUGGACGAGGCCGGUGACAGCUGGCAGUGCCACCUCUGUGGCAGAAAUGGAGUGGAAUGAGGAGCUCUUUCUGGAGUUGGGACACAGAAGUAGAGAGCUGAAGCUACAGGUGCUGGGGAACAGCGACAGAGGGGGAAGUGUGCUGCUGGCACACACCACGCUUUUGCUUGAUUCUUUGGGCAAACAACCUUCCGGGAGACAGGUCUGCUCACUGGCCCCGGCAGCCGGGUGGUCACUGGCGGCUGAAGCUACCAUUACAUUGGAGCUGCUAUUCCAGGAGUCUCCUGCAUCUUUGAAUGCUCAACAUGCUACUUCCCUGAGAACCAGCAUCACCCCCACUAAGAAGGUGGAGAUGGACCGGACCAUCAUGCCUGACGGCACCAUCGUGACCACUGUCACCACGAUUCAGUCCCGGCCCAAGGCAGACUGCAAAAUGGAUUCACCAUCGAGGUCGCCUUCCAAGGUGGAAGUGACUGAAAAGAAGACAACUGUGCUUUUGGAAAGCAGCUGCCCUUGCAGCCCCUUGCCCAGCAGCAGCCGGGAUAGCUAUAUGCCCAACGGCUUGGAUCCAGUGGCUGAGACGGCGAUCAGGCAGCUGACUGAGACAAAUAACAAGCCUGCCAAGAAGACCCCAACGAAACGUAGCACGCUGAUCAUCUCGGGAGUUUCCAAGGUACCUAUCGCUCAAGAUGAAAUGGCACUUUCUCUGGGUUAUGCUGCAUCCCUGGAGGCCACAGCAUACAGGGAUUCUGUGGCAGAGGGCACAGGCGAGUGGAUGCACGAUUCUACUGAAUCAUCACAGCUGCCGGAAUCGUCGCCGUCUAGACAGAGAGCCGGUCAGGAGCUGGAUGAGACAACACGGUCGGACAUCUCCGAGAGGCCAUCGGUGGAAGAUGUUGAGUCUGAAACUGGUUCCACAGGAGCACUUGAGACCAGGAGCUUGAAAGAUCACAAAGUUAGCUUUCUUCGGAGUGGAACCAAGCUCAUCUUCCGGAGGAAGAGUAAGCAGAAGGAGGCAGGCCUAAGCCAGUCGCAUGAUGACUUGUCCAACAUUGCCACCGACUCCACCGCUGGGAAGAAAGCUGGCAGCUUCUCCCAUCGCCUCAUCAAGCGCUUCUCCUUUAAGUCUAAAUCCAAACCCAAAGUUAGUGACAGCGUGACGGCAAGUGAGCACUGAAGGAGUGAGAAGCUGUAAAGAUUGCACAGAGAUCCUUUUCUAGUCUCUUGUCUUCCCGCUCUAUGGUAUCUGUGACCUGUGGUCCGGUUCCUUUCAGCCUUGGCAAGGGAAGACACCCCUGGUGCUUUAUGCCAUUUGGGGAACAGAGGUGGUGAAAUCGGGGCUUAGGCGGCUCAUCUGCCUCUCCUUAGCCCUUUCUGACUGUCAUAUCCCACUGUACUCUCCCAGAAAAUCCAGGUGGUAUGCUAAUUCUGGUGGAAAUCCCAGGACCUGUGGAAGCGACUCUGCACUUGUAGCUGUCUGGUGUCGCUGGGUGCAUCCUGGAAGGAAGGGGGCAGUGGGGAGGCUUUCGAGUAGCAGUGCUCAGAGUUAAAGAUGGAGAAACUGCUGGGUUGCUGAGAAGCGUGGGAUGUAGCCUUGCUCAGCUCUAGUGGGAGAAAAUGAUGCAGUCGCUGGCCAUCUAAAUGCUCUUGUUGCUUCUGCAUGGUGCAGAGCCUGUAAUCUGACUGAGGUAUGGUGCGGUGUGUUCCCAGUCUGUGAGUUGCUGGGAGAAUGAGCUGCGGUUCUUGGCUCUUGGAACAGCUCUGUAUCCAGCAGUGCUGAGGGAUGCCUGCUUUCUGCACUAUGCAGAUGAAGGAAGGAGCCUCUGAGAAGGAAGUUUAACCAUCAGGCGAGUUUUUGUAGAAGCCUGGACCCUUGCAGGGAUGUCUGGUUGGUGCUGUCAGCACUGCCACCCUAUGACGCAGCCUCCCUUCCACAUCCGCGUUGUCAGAUGGGAAAUAGGCUGUGAUGCACACGUGCACUGGCCGUUGUGAGAGCAGAACCCUUUCCCUCGGGGUGGUUGGGGGUGUUGCUUCCAGACUUGUGGGGUGCCUGGCCUCUCGUGCUCUUGUGGUUCUUGCCAAUGACUGGUACCACACUGGGGAUGGGGGUGAGGAAUGUGGUGGCCCUAGUGAAAGGGCAGUGUGAAGUCUAAAGCCAUGUGGCAGAAAGAGGCAAGAGUUUAUAUGUUUUCACUGAUGAAAAGGUUUCUUGUAGUAGAAGGAGCCUUUCUUGACUGCAUCUGGUACUUCCUUUUUUCGAGCAAACCCAGUCCACUGCAUUCAAACAGCAGGUGUUUCUGUGGUGGGUAUUUGUGGAGGGAGAAGCACACGGGAGAAAAACUCCUUGUGCAGAAGGAGGCUGACCUUCUAGACAAAUGGUUUCCUGCUCUCCUGACGUGCUCCCUUUGUGAAUAUCCCGAAUCCUUGUUUGGCUAGAGUAAUGACCCUCUCAGAGAAACCCUUGUGUCCUGACAGCAUGCCUGGUUUGAAUGACAGCUCCUGCUCUCCUGUGAGUUGUAGAGUUAAGGAGGUAGGGCAAAGAGGAGGAAAACCUCCCUGAAGUGCAGUUGUCUAGGCCUGACUGGGUUCACUAGCUCUGCUCUCCUGUUACAGUACCUCCCAGGUGGGAGCUGUCACUUUGUCUUGUGCAGGAUGUGACCAACUGCAAAAGCAGUUGUUCUCCUGACAGGGUACAUAAACCAACAUCUCAUUCUUUGGAAGGACACGUUCUGGUUUAUCGAUAUGGCCAUUUCCAGAGACUGGAAUGCAUUCAGUAUGCUGCUGAGAAACGAAUGACAGACAUGUAUUUUGGAGUAUCUCUUGAAAGUGUCUGAAGGUUGGGGGUGGGGGGCAGGGUCACUUGGGGCUUGCAUUGAAACUGCUGGUGCUUGCCAGUGGGAGUGAUUCUUCUUUCCUGCCGACUCCCUACAAGGUUGAGCAUGUGUGAGAAAUUGGACCAGCCCAGCUGGCUGACCAGGAACCUCUUCUCCAUCUGUUUGUUUUGGUCCAAGAGUCUUUCUGUUCAUCCCGUAGUCCUUCCAUGUGUUUUGUCAUUUUUUUCUUUCCUCAUCCACAUGGUACUGUGGCUUUAUUUGCAGCUCCAUGUGUUGUUGGUGUCAGAGUGCUCACCGUUUCUUGCUGAAUGUGGAUUUCCUUGAUGAGAGCUUGCGGUUCCUGCUGUGGUGCUGGUGGAAGGUGGCAAUAUGCAGCUCUCCUCUAGCCACCUGGCAACCAGUUUGACGUAGCCUUCCUUUGCCAGGUUGGUGUGGCAUUGCACAUGGCACUGUCCUUUGCAGGCACACCCCUGUUCCCAGCACCUUGGGGUUUGGUUCCUUUUUGGGCAUUCCUUCUCUCGGAAUUCCCUGCUACUGAUCUGUCUCUGUUGCUCAUGGUACUCAGUGCUCUGGUUUGGGUUUUCAUUUUUUCUUUUUUAAAACAUGUCAAGGUAUUGCUUUGAAAGAAAAGUGCUGGCUGAGCCCAGACAGCACCGCUCCUCUGGUGGCAUGGCUGUGAACCUCGCAUUAGAAGUGCUGGCUUGAAUAGAAGGGAACUUCCAGACAAGCCAGCAGCUCUUCAGUUGUGGUUUAUCGCAGGACUUUCUGUGUGUCUCAUUGAAUAGUCCUGUAUUCUUUAAACAGCAAGAGCAGCUCAAGCUGUCUUGGUGCGGAGCAGCCAGAGGUGAAUGCCCAAGGCUCCUUGCUGUG
Molecule: messenger RNA, 4796 nt
Organism: Neopsephotus bourkii (Bourke's parrot)
Lineage: Eukaryota; Metazoa; Chordata; Aves; Psittaciformes; Psittacidae
Gene: C2CD2L
Product: C2CD2 like
Exons: 14
Coding region: 242-2269 (675 amino acids)
Biological process (GO): positive regulation of insulin secretion involved in cellular response to glucose stimulus
Cellular component (GO): cytoplasmic side of apical plasma membrane
Molecular function (GO): phosphatidylinositol binding; phosphatidylinositol transfer activity
Source: RefSeq, a predicted model, not a curated record